This is a messenger RNA of Euleptes europaea (tarantolino), 5664 nucleotides long. RefSeq names its product kinesin family member 1B (gene KIF1B). Gene Ontology annotation, molecular function: microtubule binding; ATP binding; microtubule motor activity. The coding region runs from base 42 to 5501 and encodes 1819 amino acids. The record is from RefSeq and is a predicted model, not a curated record. Gene Ontology annotation, biological process: microtubule-based movement. NCBI's taxonomy places the organism in Eukaryota, Metazoa, Chordata, Lepidosauria, Squamata, Sphaerodactylidae. The transcript is spliced from 48 exons.
UUCACCUACAGUUUCUGGAGUGUGUACUAAAGGACGUCAAAAUGUCGGGAGCUUCGGUCAAGGUGGCUGUCCGGGUCAGGCCCUUUAAUUCCCGGGAGAUCGGCAAAGAGUCCAAGUGCAUCAUCCAGAUGCAAGGCAACUCGACCAGCAUACUCAACCCAAAGAAUCCCAAGGAACCAGCAAAAUCAUUCAGCUUUGACUAUUCCUACUGGUCGCACACCUCGCCCGACGAUCCGUGCUUUGCAUCUCAGAAUCGUGUGUACAAUGAUAUUGGUGAGGAGAUGCUGUUACAUGCCUUUGAGGGCUAUAAUGUGUGCAUCUUUGCGUAUGGUCAAACUGGAGCCGGGAAAUCCUAUACUAUGAUGGGAAAGCAGGAGGAAAACCAAGCAGGGAUCAUACCACAGCUCUGCGAAGAGUUGUUUGAGAAGAUCAAUGACAGCAGCAACGAGGAAAUGUCUUACUCUGUGGAGGUCAGCUAUAUGGAGAUCUACUGUGAGAGAGUAAGAGACUUGCUGAACCCCAAGAACAAGGGGAACCUUCGUGUUCGGGAGCAUCCUCUGCUUGGGCCCUAUGUGGAAGACCUGUCCAAACUCGCCGUCACUUCUUACACUGAUAUCGCAGACCUCAUGGAUGCAGGAAACAAAGCUAGGACGGUGGCUGCUACCAACAUGAAUGAAACCAGCAGUCGUUCGCAUGCAGUUUUUACCAUUGUUUUCACUCAGAAGAAACAUGACCCAGAAACGGACCUUUCCACUGAGAAGGUUAGCAAGAUCAGCCUUGUGGAUCUUGCAGGGAGUGAGAGAGCGGACUCCACAGGUGCCAAAGGGACUCGAUUAAAGGAAGGAGCAAACAUCAACAAAUCUCUCACCACACUGGGAAAAGUAAUUUCAGCCUUGGCAGAAGUGAGCAAGAAGAAAAAGAAGACUGACUUCAUUCCGUACAGGGAUUCUGUGCUGACGUGGCUGCUUCGGGAAAACCUAGGGGGCAACUCCAGAACUGCCAUGGUGGCCGCUUUGAGUCCAGCAGAUAUAAACUAUGACGAGACUUUAAGCACUUUAAGAUAUGCAGAUCGGGCCAAGCAGAUCAAAUGCAAUGCGGUUAUCAACGAAGACCCCAAUGCCAAACUGGUGCGGGAGCUGAAGGAAGAGGUUACCCGGCUCAAGGACCUUCUUCGUGCUCAAGGGCUUGGAGAUAUUAUUGACAUCGAUCCGUUUGGAGAUUUCAUUGGAAGUGGAGGCAAAUAUCUGAAAGAUUUUCAGAACAGUAAGCACAGAUACUUGCUAGCGUCCGAGAAUCAACGUCCUGGCCAUUUUUCCACAGCAUCCAUGGGCUCCCUCACUGCAUCUCCAUCUUCCUGCUCUCUCAGUAGUCAGGUGGGCUUAACGUCUGUCUCCAGUAUCCAAGAGAGAAUCAUGUCCACUCCUGGAGGAGAGGAAGCCAUUGAACGUUUGAAGGAAUCCGAGAAGAUCAUCGCAGAGCUGAACGAGACGUGGGAGGAGAAGCUGCGGAAGACGGAGGCUAUCAGGAUGGAGAGAGAGGCUUUGCUGGCUGAGAUGGGAGUUGCCAUUCGAGAAGACGGAGGAACCCUUGGGGUUUUCUCACCUAAAAAGACCCCGCAUCUUGUCAACCUCAACGAAGACCCCCUCAUGUCAGAGUGUCUGCUUUACUACAUAAAAGAUGGCAUUACCAGAGUUGGCCAGGCCGAUGCUGAACGGCGUCAAGACAUAGUUCUAAGCGGGGCUCACAUCAAAGAGGAACAUUGCAUCUUCCGGAGUGAGAAGAACCACAAUGGCAACGUGAUCGUCACUCUGGAACCUUGUGAGCGCUCCGAAACCUACGUCAAUGGCAAGAGGGUCAUCCAGCCUGUCCAGCUGCGUUCAGGAAAUCGCAUCAUCAUGGGUAAAAACCACGUUUUCCGUUUCAACCAUCCUGAGCAAGCUCGAGCCGAAAGGGAGAAGACUCCAUCGGCAGAGACACCCUCGGAGCCAGUGGAUUGGACGUUUGCUCAGCGAGAACUGCUGGAGAAACAGGGAAUUGAUAUGAAGCAGGAAAUGGAGAAAAGACUUCAAGAGAUGGAAAUUCUGUACAAGAAGGAGAAAGAAGAAGCUGAUCUCUUACUGGAGCAACAGAGGCUGGACUAUGAGAGUAAACUCCAGGCCUUACAGAAGCAGGUGGAGACGCGGUCCUUCGCUGCUGAGACCACGGAGGAGGAAGAGGAGGAGGAAGAGGAGGUGCCCUGGACUCAGCAUGAGUAUGAACUUGCCCAGUGGGCUUUCAGGAAAUGGAAGUUCCACCAGUUCACUUCCUUAAGAGAUCAGCUUUGGGGCAAUGCAGUCUAUCUGAAAGAAGGCAACGCAAUCAGUGUGGAACUGAAAAAGAAGGUGCAAUUCCAGUUUGUCCUGCUGACCGACACGCUCUACUCUCCGCUGCCUCCCGAGCUGCUGCCCCCUGAGAUAGAGAAGAGCCGAGAUGACCGCCCUUUCCCUCGGACGGUGGUUGCGGUGGAGGUCCAGGAUCUUAAGAACGGGGCGACGCAUUACUGGUCCCUUGAGAAACUCAAGCUGCGGCUUGAGCUGAUGCGGGAGAUGUACGACCGGGCAGGAGAAAUGGCAUCCAGCGCACAGGAAGAGACCGAGAACACCAUGACUGGGAGUGACCCUUUUUACGAUCGGUUCCACUGGUUCAAGCUGGUCGGGAGCUCCCCCAUUUUCCACGGCUGCGUGAACGAGCGCCUGGCUGACCGCACGCCCUCCCCCACUUUCUCCACGGCUGAUUCCGACAUCACCGAGCUGGCCGACGAGCAGCAGGAUGAGAUGGAGGACUUUGACGACGAGGCCUUUGUGGACGAUACCGGCUCCGAUGCUGGGACUGAGGAGGGAUCGGAUCUCUUCAAUGAUGGGCAGGACCCGUUUUACGACCGGUCCCCUUGGUUCAUUUUAGUGGGAAGGGCGUUUGUCUACCUGAGCAAUCUUCUGUACCCUGUCCCGCUCAUCCACAGAGUGGCAGUGGUCAGCGAGAAAGGGGAAGUGCGUGGGUUUCUGCGAGUGGCCGUCCAAGCUAUCGCUGCGGAUGAAGAAGCCCCAGAUUAUGGAUCCGGUGUUCGGCAGUCUGGCACAGCCAAGAUCUCAUUUGACAAUGAGUAUUUUAACAAGACCGAUUUUUCAUCGGUUGCCAUGACCCGUUCUGGCUUGUCCUUGGAGGAACUGAGAAUUGUGGAAGGGCAGGGUCAAAGUUCAGAGGUCAUCACCCCUCCUGAAGAAAUCAACAGAAUGAAUGAUCUGGACCUGAAGUCCGGCUCUUUGCUGGAUGGCAAGAUGGCCAUGGAAGGCUUUACGGAAGAGGUGGGCGACCACCUGAAGCUGGGCAGCGUGUUUACUUUCCGUGUGACCGUACUGCAAGCCAGCGGAAUCCUCCCAGAAUACGCAGAUAUAUUUUGCCAGUUCAACUUUCUGCAUCGACAUGACGAGGCUUUCUCCACCGAACCUCUCAAAAACAAUGGCCGAGGGACGCCGCUUGGUUUCUACCAUGUCCAGAAUAUUUCUGUGGAAGUGACAGAAUCCUUUGUGGAAUACAUCAAGACAAAGCCUAUCGUAUUUGAAGUCUUCGGACAUUAUCAGCAUCAUCCGCUCCAUCUGCAGGGACAAGAUCUCAACAGCCCCCCUCAGCCGUCCCGGCGGUCCUUCCCCCCACCCAUGCCACUUUCUAAGCCAGUCCCAGCUACCAAGCUCAACACGCUGAGCAAACCCAGCUUGGGCCAGAGCGUGACCAAAUACGACCUUCUAGUCUGGUUUGAGAUCAGCGAAUUGGAGCCCACCGGAGAGUACAUUCCUGCUAUUGUUGACCACACGGGGGGACUGCCCUGCCAGGGGACCUUCCUGCUUCACCAGGGAAUACAGCGUAGGAUCACAGUCACUAUUGUCCACGAGAAAGGCAACGAGCUGCAUUGGAAAGAUGUGCGGGAACUGGUGGUUGGGCGCAUCAGAAACAAAGCAGAAGUCGACGAAGCUGCUGUGGAUGCCAUCUUGUCUCUGAAUAUUAUCUCUGCAAAAUACCUGAGGUCUUCUCACAGCUCCAAUAGGCUCUUUCUUGAUAAGGAUAUGCCUAGGACUUUCUACCGCUUUGAGGCUGUUUGGGACAGCUCCCUUCAUAACUCCCUCCUCUUGAACCGAGUAACGCCCUUCGGAGAGAAAAUCUACAUGACCCUCUCUGCUUACCUGGAGCUGGACCACUGCAUCCAGCCAGCUGUCAUCACCAAGGAUGUGUGCAUGGUCUUCUACUCACGGGAUGCCAAGAUCUCCCCUCCUCGUUCGUUGCGCAGUCUCUUUGGCAGUGGCUAUUCCAAAUCCCCGGACUCCAAUCGAGUAACGGGCAUCUAUGAGCUACGCCUGUGCAAAAUGGCAGACACCGGCAGCCCAGGAAUGCAGAGGAGGAGGAGGAAAGUCCUGGACACGUCCGUGGCCUACGUCCGUGGGGAAGAGAACCUGGCAGGGUGGAGGCCCCGGGGGGAUAGUCUCAUCGUGGAGCACCAGUGGGAACUGGAGAAACUGGAACUGCUGCAUGAGGUGGAGAAGACCCGCCACUUCUUGCUGCUGCGGGAGAAGCUGGGCGACACCGUCCCCAAGUCCCUGAGCGACUCACUGUCCCCCAGCCUCAGCAGCGGGACACUCAGCACCUCCACCAGCAUCUCCUCCCAGAUCUCGUCCACCACUUUUGAGAGUGCCGUCACACCCAGCGAAAGCAGCGGCUACGACUCGGCGGACAUCGAGAGCCUGGUGGACCGGGAGAAGGAGCUGGCUACCAAGUGCCUGCAGCUUCUCACUCACACUUUCAACCGUGAAUUCAACCAGGUCUACAACAGCAUCAGUGAUUGUAAGCUGUCCGAUAUUUCUCCGCUUGGACGGGACCCAUCGGUAUCGAGUUUCAGCAGUGCCACCCUGACGCCUUCCUCGACCUGCCCCUCGCUUUCAGACUCGAGGUGCAACUCCGUGGAUCAGAAGACUCCAGAAGCGAAUUCUCGCGCCUCUAGUCCUGGUGGAGAGGGUGAGUCGUUCCAACUGAUGCCACCCGUUGAAGCCUCUUACUUGGCCAGGGCCGGCAAAAAUGAGUUUCUGAACCUUGUUCCUGAUAUCGAGGAAAUCAGACCUGGCUCUGUGGUCUCCAAGAAAGGCUACCUACACUUCAAGGAGCCCCUUUCUCCAUCGUGGGCCAAGCACUUUGUGGUGGUCCGUCGCCCGUACGUCUUCAUCUACAACAGCGACAAAGACCCUGUGGAAAGGGGCAUCAUCAACCUCUCCACGGCUCAGGUGGAGUACUCAGAGGAUCAGCAGGCAAUGGUGAAGACCCCCAACACGUUUGCCGUGUGCACGAGGCACCGUGGCGUCCUGCUUCAAGCCAUCAAUGACAAAGACAUGAACGACUGGCUGUACGCCUUCAACCCCCUUCUCGCCGGCACAAUACGAUCCAAACUCGCCCGAAGACGCUCGGGCCAGCUGAAAUACUGAGUCCACACGGGGUCCUUGUCCAGUUUUUUUCUCCUCUCUAACACGCCUUUGGAUAUAGAUAAAGCGAUACAUCUCAUUUCUCUGUGAUUCUCGGAUUUUUCUCUUCUUGUAUGUAACCCUGUGGCUUAACUUCCCUUGUCUCUACCUCCCUCCCCACCCUGUU